CAAGAGCGUAAGAUUGGAGACGGGAGCCUCUCCCCCUCCCUCACUAGGGCCUAACGCUCCUCCCCUCACGGCGCAGGCGCAGGGGCCGCUGCCGGCUCCGGCUUCCGUUCCAUUCGCAGGGACGGCAGGGGCGCCGCGUGCGUGGGAGACGCGCGGCCGCAGCACCGCCCGCCCGGCCCGGGCCGGUUACCGCCGGCACCAUGAAGAUCUGGACCUCUGAGCAUGUCUUCGAGUAAGGGGCGGGGCUAGGCCACGCGCGCGCAACGGCCGCGGGGGUCACCCCUGGGAAACAGUUACAACAGCUGCUAUGCAGAAAUACCCAAAUCCCAUGAACCCUAGUGUGAUUGGAGUUGACGUACUAGACAGACACAUAGAUCCCAGUGGAAAGUUGCAUAGCCAUAGACUGCUCAGUACAGAAUGGGGGAUGCCUUCUAUUGUAAAAUCACUCAUCGGUGCUUGCAGAACAAAAACAUAUGUUCAGGAACACUCUGUAGUUGACCCUGUGAAAAAAACAAUGGAACUUAAGUCAAGUAACAUUUCAUUUACAAAUCUGGUGUCAGUAGAUGAGAGGCUUAUCUAUAAACCACAUCCUCAAGAGCCAGAAAACUAUGGCUUCUGUCCCACGGGGUUGGGCCCAGCUCCUUGCUCUUGGGUGUUGCGACCUGGUGCAUGGUUUCUUAGUGCCAUUUCAGGUUUGGCCUGGCUGUCGUUCUGUCAUCAUGAUGCCACUGCCAGAACCAUUUUGACUCAAGAGGCAAUAAUCUCUGUAAAAGGUGUCAGUGUCAGCAGUUAUCUCGAGGGAUUAAUGGAAAACACUAUCUCUUCCAAUGCUAAUAAAGGCCGUGAAGCAUUGGAAUGGGUAAUCAGUAAAUUGAAUGCUGAAAUUGAGGAGUUCACAGCUUCAGCAAGAGGAAGCAUGAGGACUUCUAUGGCAGCAGCAGCAUUUGUAGAGAAAUAAUAGUGAAUACAGCUAUAUCAAUUAAUAGCUCUAAGUGUCUAAAAUAAGCAUACUAAAACUUCUCUCCAAGUUGAAAUAUAUUUAUUCUUAUAUUUGUUAUUUAAAAGUAUAUUUGUAUAUUAGGUAGGUUUUAAAUUAAAACUUGGAGAGAAGUUACAAAUUCUUGUGACUGAACGUUAUGUGGUGGGGCUUCACUAACAUGUUAGUUCCAUUGGACUGAACAUCGUUUCAAAUGAAAUAAUCUAACAUUCAGAGCUUGUUCCUGUAUUUAGCUGAACACUUAUAUAAAAUAGUUUUUUAUCCUAGGUAAGAUUGCAGACGUUGCAGGAGAUUGACAUGUUAGUGAAUCCUACUUGGGUGGAAUUCAGUGGUUUGAUUCACGGCCUCUACCUCUUUUGGGACCAAGCCCAAAAUUAAGCAAAAUAGCUUGGGCUGGCAAAGUUGGUGUUAUGUUUGUCUUGGGCAGUUGAAUGAUAUAACUUGAUUUAGAUGGAAGGUAUUACUUGAAGUCUGAAGUAUAAAUGAAUGUUUGUAUAAAAAAUACUUGUUUUGAUAAACUGCUGUUAAAGCGUUAUUGGAUAGCUGAGCUAAAACGGUACUUUUAAAGUUAACUAUAUCCAUCAAACAGCAUCUUAAAACUCACAAUAAAAGUCACUGCAUAGUUUUGAAUAGUGUACUUACCUGCUGAGGCCCAAGUUCUGUUCUUAAAGAUGAAGUUGCAUGUUACAUGCCAAUAACUGAGGGAAGAACUUAGUCCUAGAUGCUUACUCCUUUUUUUCACCAUCACAAUAAAAAGGAAAACAACCUCUAUUGAGAAGGGUACUAUAACCACAUGUGCAUUUUAACAUGUAAUUUUGUAGACCAUUAAAGCUUCAUAGAAAAGUAGAAACAUAUUUUGAAAUCAGAAGAAAAACUGUCUUGACGUUAUUCGAGGAACUUUAUAGAAGUGAGACUGAGUUACUUCCUCGUACGUUUACAAGAGUUGUUACAUUGCUAAACAUGUUUAAAAUGUUGCCUAAUCAUGCUUCAAAAAUACUCAUUAAGCGUGGUAUCAGACUAUUUGGGUGUCCUUUAAUUUAAACACAGUAUUUUGCAUUUAAUUUUCUAUGUAAUACUCUGUGUGCCUCCUUUAUAUCUUAUUGAAAUAAUUGUCUGCUUACAAACAAGGCUUUUAAAUGAAAGACAGGAAUCAGAAUUUAGAGGAGGGUUUGGUAAUCUUGUUUCUUGGUACUGGCCACAGAUUCUUGGUGCUUUGUCAUUCUUAAAUUCCCACAGCUUAUCACAAAGGGUCAGAUUUUUGCCAACUGUACUGAAGUCAAAUACCAUAUUACUCUGCAGAUAAUUCCAUUGGAAUUAUCUGAGGACUUCUCAUAAAAUAAGGGCUUGUCUACACUGAUUUGUCUACAUGGCUUGUGUAGCUGCAGCACAUAAUUUGGAGAGCUCUCCCAGCGCUCUAAAAAAACCACCUCCAUGGGUGUAGCUACAGUGCUGGUGUACUGCCUAUACUGUCACGUUACAGUGGUGAAAGUUGCAGCGCUCGGGGGGGGGUGUUUUCACACCCCACACUGCCUGUACUGUCACGUUACAGUGCUGAAAGUUGCAGCGCUCAUGGGGUGUGUUUUCACACCCCACACUGCCUGUACUGGCACUGUACAGUGCUGAAAGUUGCAGUGCUCAGGGGUGUGGUUUUUUCACAUCCCAAGCGAGAAAAGUUGUAGCGCUGUAAAAUGGCAGUAUAGACAAGCCCUACGGCACCUUUCAAUGUGGGGGGAAAGUGCAAAAUGUAGCAUUAAAGAAACUGCACUGAUGAUUUACUGGUCGGAAAUCCUGACUUCUUGUGCCAUAAGGGGUCCAUUUGGCAUUUCAGACUUAAUCAUAUGUUUUGUUUCAUUUUCAGAAUAUAAGAUGUCACCUGUUUAGUAUUUUCUGUUAUAUGCCAUUUUUCUGUGAUAUUGAAGUUGCAUAUUGAAUAUUGUGUGUUUAACAAAACUAGAUCUUUUCUUAGUUUAACAGUGAUCAAUAUAGUGGGAACACAAACUUCAAUAAGAUUUUAUAUAGAGGAAAGACUGUGUAUGUGUGUAUAUAAUGCAACAAAAGAAAAUUUACCUAUUUAAAAAUUUAAUAUUUUUUCUACUUAAAACCUAUGAAGUUUUAAUUUGAGACUUUGUGAGUACACUUGUAAAAGCAACUCAGAUCCAUUAGGGUUUGUGGCUUUUUUUUACACAUGGAGAUUGUUCAUAAAACUGAAAUUAUAUUUCAGCUAAAGAUUAGUAAAUUUUGCUACUUGAUAAAAAUUUCUGUAGUCAAUACUGUAUCUUGUGAUAAAAGUUGCAGUGCUCUAAAAAGUUUCUAAUCACUAAUUUAACUUGUAAAACCUAGCUUAGUUCUGUGCAUUUUAAACCCGGCAUGAAUUUUCCUCAUUUUGCUGCACUGUGGACCAACUGACUUGAACUGGCAAUAUUUAGUAGGCAUUUGAAGGAUUUUGAUUUUUCAUAUUUAUUCAGGCUUUUGUGCUCUUUCUGAGCAGGGUAGUUCUUUUGUGUGUGAAUAUAUUAUUUUAAAUAAAGUUGUGGCUGAGUUUUGACUAGUGAGUAGGGCAGUCAGUUUGAAGGCUGUUGAUUCUUUUCUUCACUGUUCUAUAGUGGAGUGGGAGCACUGAAUGCAGGGGAAGACACACUCUUUCUAAUUUACUUAUUAAAUAACAUAUCCCCAAAUUUGCAGAGCCACUAAUAAGUUAAACAUAAAGAGUUCCUAUAACCUUUCUGUAUUGCCUACUAUGCUUUUCUGUAAGACCACCACACAUUAACCUGCAGCCCAGUUCCAAGUCCGUUUGAGUCAGUGCAUGUUCCUUUGCAAUAUCUGCUCACAUUUCUUGGGGUUAACAGAGGGAACUGAGGCCAUAGGGGCAGUGCAGCCCUUUCUGCUCUGAGCUUGUGACCUCCAACAAGAACUACUUUCCAGAAAUUCUGCAAAGCUCCAUGGCACUGGAGGUAAAACAUCCUGCAUGUGUGACUAUGGAGAGGCAACAUUAUGCAUAACAGUUACCAUAGUAACCUGGUUCUUUUUUAUACCUGCUUUCUCGCUAUCACUGUGGCAUUAAACCCUUGGGUUAUAGAAAGCUGGUUGGAACUCAGUUUCUUAGUUCUUACCAAUCUAGGAACAUGUUUUUAAAAAAUGUUUUAACUAGUAGGCUGGCAAGACUUAGAAAUAAGGUUUAAGUGAAACCAUUUUUAACUGCUUUGAAAGAUAGGCUCAUUCAUGUGGUGAGGCCGUUCAUGGGAGAGGGUGCAAGGAAGGAUGUUGGUAGACUUUUCACCGUUUUCGGUGGUUUGUUUUGGAUCUAAUGGGCCCAUUUCUCUCCUGUGAUAAAGCUGUUUUUGUGCCGCGCCAACUGUGCAAAGCAGUCCUAAAUAGUUUACCCAGCUAAUGGAUGAUUUCCUUUGCUUAGGAGAAGCACUGGUUGGUGCAGAGUGGCUCCUGUACCACUUCCAUCCAGCCCCCAAUGUAGAGAGCAGCCAGGGUACCCUGUAUCUAGCUAACCCACAGCUAUUUGAAUAGCCUCUGGGGGAUGUCAGCAGCUGUCUUAAUUUACAGCAACCCUGAAGCUGGUGUAUGCUGGAUACUGCGACUGGCACAAAAGUGACUUAAAGCCACUAGGCUGACGAGGGUUUGCUGUGAGCAUAGUGAGGAGGAUCUGGUCCAGAGUUUAAAAUUCCUAAUUUGAACCAGGAAAUCAGGUACCCUUUAUAAAGAGCCAUAUUGUGCUAUCUGUUUUUAAGUAGAUCACCAUUAUUGAUUUCAGUAGGAGUUCUGCUUAAAAGUUGCUGCAUUAUGGACUCAGAGUAAAUUUUUUAAUGUAGGAGUUGCCAAAUCCUAGGGAUGUGGUGGUCAAAUUUAUCAUCCUAGAUAGAUAGUUUUCAGUAGGAGAAAAGUGAUUUGGGGCCUAUCUGCGCUACAAGCCUACACUGUUACAAGGGAAUAAUAGUUCAAUAACAAUAUUGUGUAUAUACAACAAGCAAAAAUACACUGAGUCACUCAAAGCCUGCCAGACAAUUGUACACCGGCUGUGUGAGUUUUAUAGACCGGCCCUCAGAAAAGCAGCCAGAAAGGAAUUAAGAUAAGCCAGAGCCCAUUCUGCUUGUUGGUAAUGUUCCUCAGUGUUGUGUGCUCACUGUUCACUUUGCAAGUACAUAACCGAGCCUAACAUACUCUUAUUGCCACUUUCUACUUGUCUUCUCAGUUAUUUUGGAUGCAGGACUGUCAGAUUUUUCCUUUUCUGUUUCCAUAGCAUACCCUCCAGCACAGGGGUUCUCAAACUGGGGGUCGGGACCCAUCGGGGUCACAAGGCUAUUACAUGGGGGGGUCACAAGCUGUCAGCCUCCACUCCAAACCCCGCUUUGCCUCCAACAUUUAUAAUCGUGUUAAAUAUAUAAAAACAUGUUUUUAAUUUAAAAGGGGGGGUGGGGGUCACACUCAGAGGCUUGCAAUGUGAAGGGUGACCAGUAAAAAAGUUUGAGAACCACUGUGGACUGUACUGAGGAUUCCUAUUUAGAGAGACCCAAUAGAAUUCUAGUGGAUUUUUUAAUGUGAGUGAAGCCCACUAGUGCUGACAUAGUUAAUCUUAUUUGAAAUUUACAUUUUAAAGUAAAUUUGGGAAUAUGAUACAUUGUCCAGUUUAAUCUCAGGUCCUACUGAGGGAUAUGCUGGCCGCCGUUUCCCGCAACCCCCAUUGGCCUGGAAUGGCAAACCAUGGCCGGUGGGAGCUGUGAUUGGCCGAACCUGCAGAUGCUGCAGGUAAACAAACCGUCCCGGCUCGCCAGCAGAUUUCCCUGACGGGUUGCGUGCCAAAGAUUGCCAAUUCCUUGUCUACACUGUAAUAAAAGCCCACGGCAACAAGUCUCCGAGCCCAGGCUGACUUGAGCUCUACCUGCAGGCCUAAAAAUAACAAUGUAGACAUUCAGGCUUGGUCUGGAUUCUGAGACCACCUCCUGUUGUGGGGUUUCAAAGCCCCAGGUCCAGGCUGAGCCUGAAUAACUACACUGCUAUUUUUAGCCCCAUGAGCCUGAGUCUGUUGUCUGGGCUCUGCAACUUGGUGCCAUGGAUCUUUUAUUGCAGUGUAGAUGUACUCUUUCACAUAAAACCUAAUGCUUCUAACUGACAGUAAAUUUGUGAUACUCUCUCUGGUAGAUGCAAUAUACCAAUAUGUGAUGCUGCACAGAGAAAAGGCUGGCUUGGGAACACUUAGUAGCCCAUCAGAGUUCUUCAUUAUUAUGCUACCAACUAGAGAUUAUAAACUCAAUCAUAUGAGUAUAGUAAAUAAUUUUCCUGCAAACAAUGGGCCAAAUCUUGUUCUCACUGAAGUAAAUUGGAGCAGGAUUGAGCCCAGUGUGAACUUUAAAGAAAUUCCUAGAACUUUGUGGAUUUCAAAGACAGAGCAAGAAACUUGUUUUGUUUUACGGCCCUGAUCCUGCAAGCAGCUCCACUGGGGCAAGUCUCUGUCAAUUUGGGUUCUAUGAAGGUGUAGACGUCUGCUUCCAUGGAGAGGCUUACAGGAUCAGGGCCUAUGUUUGUAAAGUAACAUGUAAACAUAUGGGGCUACAUAUACAGUUAAUAAUAUUUGUAUAAUUCCAUUGAAAAGGGGAGACAUCUGAUUAGCUGGCAGCCUCGGGAUUUUUUGUCUUUUUUUGUCUUUAUUUUUAAAUUAAAUAUGAAGUACAAUCUUUACAUUAUAGCCUUUUGUUGCUUUCCUAUCAGCUGGAAGGUUUGCUUCAAGCCGAGCUGGUGCAUGUUUGCUGCUUCUCCUGGUGCUGUGGUUUGAGCUGAAAUUAUUCUUUUAAACUAACCAAACAACAUUUAGGAAUCUAACAGAAGUAGUGUUGAGUCAUAGGGCAGUUGCACAAUAAAAUGUUCAGCUGGGAUGUGAAUUUUAUUUGGGGCUAGACUAGAGUUUUGUGGGAAGUGAGGUGGGGAAAUUUUAGCUUUGUGCAGUGGCUUCUUUUCUGUGUAGCAAGUUUAUGAGCUUGUUGCUGCUGUUUGUGUCUUCAUUGGAUUGCAUUUAUAAUCACUUGUCAAAGGUGUCUGGACUCUGGGAUUGAUGUUUUUAUAUUCACUGCAUUGAAAUUAAGAUGAAUAAGUAACCUGCUUCUGAUUUAGAAUUUUUAAAACCCUUUGCUGCUUUUGAAGCAGGAAAUGUCCCAAACCACUAAGAGAGAGCAAAAUAUAGAAGCAGUAGCAUGGCUUGAGGUGAAGAGCCCAGUUUACAGCAACUUGAAGAGUAUCGGGUCCUAAAGCCAUUUACAUUCUGGAGCACCAAAAGAGGCUAGCUUGAUUACCACCAUAUUUGAAAACAAGCACUGUUCUGCUUAACUCAGAGCUGUGUUACAAGUAUGCUUGGGCAUAAUCAUGUUUGCAGACAGUUUUAAACUUACUUACAAGUAGUAGUAGCAGCAUGGUCUAAUAUAUAGGACGUGGGAUUGGGAGUUAAGGGACCUGGGUUAUAAUUCUGACUCUGCCACUGUCUGAUUUUAGACAAGCAACUUUAUUUCUCAAUUUCCUCAUCUGUAAAAUGGGUAAAAUUUUCAAAAGUGUCUAAGUGGCUUAGAAGCCUAAGUCUCAUUGACUUUCACUGGAACUUAGGGCUUGUCUACAUGGUGCCUUAGUCUGCACUAGAGGUGUGUGAAUUUUAGCAUGUUGCACACUAACUGGCCCAGGUGGACCCUGCUGGCAUGAACUAAAAAGUUCCCUUGUGCAUAUUAAUGUAGUCCGGUUUCAAACAGUAUUACAUUAAUAUGCACUAGCGAAUUUUUAAUGCACACCAUUGGGAUCCACAUGGGCCAGUUAGUGCACAUAGAAUUUACACCCCUCUAGAGUGGACUAAUGCACUGUGUAGCAAACACUUAGUCUGCUAGGGGCAUUGUGGGUCAGGAUUCACAAAGGUAUUUAGUGAUUUCAAGGGCAGUUAGGUGCCUAAGUACCUUUGUGAAUCCCACACCUGAGUGUCUUAGCUGCUUUUGACAAGGCUUUUAAGUCACUUAGGUGCUUUAGAAAAUUGUACCCAGUGUUAUUUACUAUCUUCUGUAAAACGCUUUGACAUUUACCAAAAAACCCCUGUAUUAUGUUACAACUGACAGGGCAUAAGACCAUUAAAUAUAUUUUAAAUUAAAAGAACAAGAAAAAGUCAUUAAAUAUAUCAUUUGCAAUAGUUAUUUGUAACUAGUAAAUGUGGACUGAAUCCUGACCCCACAAUGCCCCUAUUAUUCCAGACCUAUGUCUCUCUAGAGAAUAGUCAGAUAAGACUGCCAAAUUGUGUCUAAUUUGUGGAGAGGACAACUGAAAAUUAGAAUUUCACUGUCAAAGUCAUUUUUACUUACAUUCUAAACCCGGAGUUGAAUCCAAAUGUCCAAACGUUAAAAAACACCAAAUGGGUUCAUCCAUAUCACCAGCUCAUCUCCAAAAUCUAGCUCUGUAAUAGAAAACAAUACAGAACUGCAACCUUACAUUAAAAUUGUAGAUAAUUUCAGAGUACAGUAUUAUGUACUAGUGCUCCAUGAUGAGUGCUUCAUCGAGGCAGUUAGGGAUUUAUCAGAAGAUUACCUGUAUUUUAAUCAGCAUGACAUGAUUUCCAGUAGCUGUUGAACAGAUUAGGGUCAUCUGCAGCAAGCACAGCAGAGCUUGAACAGUCCGAGCCCAAUAUGGCUCACACUAGGGAAGAAAGGAGACAAAUCCACAACUAGAGAAGGUAUGAAGUAUUAUUAAAGCUCAGUGUAUGUUCUGUGCAGUAAUGAUUAUGCUUCCAUGUUCCUCCAAUGUGUGUCAUUUCACAGGAAAAGCAGAGUAGCUCUGCCACUCUAAACAAAUGCAGAAGAAACGCAGUGAAGGGACACUGAAAUCUGUAAUGUGUUGGAAAUCAUGUCAAUAUUGGCUUUUCAUUGUAUUGUGAUUAGCUUAGUUAUAAUGAUUUGCUUUUUAUUGUAAUGUGCAUCUGUGAAACUUUUGAAUCUGAAGAGAGACAGUUACAGAAUGGCGGAUCCUUAUGCAUUAGAUGGGAAAGGAUUUCUCAGAGGUGGUUCAUAAUUUUUGUUGUUUCAUCAAGUGUGCAAGGGAAGAAGGAGAGUGAGCAUAUUUAUAUGAUCAUCAUAACCAUUACUGAAACCUGUGUGGCAAGAGAUUUUCAUGUAUUUUGCCAUCCUGAUCCAUAUAUUUUGUACACUUGUUAAGAUGACAAUUAUAUUGGAUGACCUCUAAAAUCACCGGUUUAUUAAAAAUAAAUGUAAAGUUUAUUUGAUAAUUCAGUCUUGUUUAGGACUUGUAUUGUUGCAUAUGUGAAUUUUAUUUUGUAGAAUGAAAUAUUUUUCAUCUGGUGCCAAAUUCCUAUGUUCAUCAGUCUGUACAUGUUACGACCAAACUCCUGUUGACUUCAGUUGGUGUCUAGUAGACACUUCUCUUCACUAAGAAGCAACCUUAGUGGGAGUGAUGACAUUAAAUCAAUUAUGCGUGUGUCUGCACCUCAGUCAGAUGAUGAUACAGACAAAGUUAAGCUGUGUUCCUAACCACCUGAGAAAUUGCAGCCUUGCAUCAUGAGUGCAUGCCUUACUGGUCCUGGCCCAAUAUACUGUGUUUGAACACAACUGUGAGUGAAUAUAUGUUUGUAAUGAUUUUUUUAAAAUACAUCUGUGCCAUGUGUCCCAUCAUGACAACUGGUAUCAGUAAGAUUGGAACUGCUGACUGUCUUGCUAUGCAAUCUUGAGGGGCCAGGAGCAGCUGUAGAAUUCUCACCUUGUGAUCUAUCCCAAAGUAUAUUAAAGGCACCAUUGUGAACUAGAA
Messenger RNA from Caretta caretta (loggerhead turtle), 9781 nucleotides. NCBI's taxonomy places the organism in Eukaryota, Metazoa, Chordata, Testudines, Cheloniidae. The record is from RefSeq and is a predicted model, not a curated record.